CAUCCUCCAUUUCUUUCCCUCGAAAAAAAGGCUCCCUCCACGAGACGCGGAGGCACCACCGGCCGCCGCCGCCAUCUCCGCCCACCUCGACCAUCUCUUGCGGCAGCUCGCUCCUCCUCCCUCCCCACCGACGGCGGCGGCAUGGACUGCCCCAAGCGGAGCGCGAGCGCCGGCCUCCCCGAAGACUCCUUGGUGGAGAUCCUCGCGCGCGUCCCCGCCAGGUCCGUCUACCGCUCCAAGUGCGUCGCGAAGGCAUGGCGCGACCUCAUCGAAGAUCCCCUCCACCGCAAGAAACUCCCCCAAACCCUACAAGGCUUCUUCCUCAUUGACAAGGAGACCCAUAGGCAGCGUGUCUGCUUCACAAAUCUGCUUGAUAGAUCCGGGCCUCUCCAGAUCGACCGUAACCUCGCCUUCCUGAAGGAAUCGCCCGGGAUUGGGACUCUCGACUUCUCCGAUUCCUGUAACGGGCUCCUCCUCUUCGAGCACAAACUGGAGGCAUGGCCAUAUAAUCUAUUGGGCUAUGUCGUAUGCAACCCCGCCACGAAGCAGUGGGUGGAGGUGCCCAGAGACGGCCCUCCGCUUCCGUAGUAUCUUCGGCAACCCAAAAGGUUCAACUAUUUGGUUUUUGAUCCGUCCGUCUCCUCUCACUUCCACCUGGUCCAGUUCACGUGGGAGUUUGUGCGCUUGGUGAAGUUUGAGGAGGAGGAGCUAGUGGUUGGUCAUGAUGAUGAUGAUGAGGAGGAGGAGGAGGAGGAGGAGGAGGGCGAUGAGGAGGAGGAGGUGUCCCGGACGUCAGUGCACGUCUACUCCUCUGAGACUGACAAGUGGACUCACACGCAAAGUGACUGGAGUCAAGUCCAAAGUGGCCGGAACAAGCAUGAUUUGGAAGGAUGGCGCCUUCAGGGCUUAAUACCUGAGAGCUUCUGCUGUGCUGUUCUCAACAGCAUGCUGCAUUUCAUAAUUUCGGAUGAAGGUCAGAUUGCUGCUGUUGACAUGCAAGGGGUGACACGAAAGAUCAUCCCAGUGCCGACGAUGGCCGAGAGGCUCCACUGGCUGGAGCCUGGUUGUGUUGCCCAAUCCCAAGGGCGCCUGCACUACAUCAGUCAAGCAGUUGAUGGUCGACUGUCCAUCUGGGUUCUGGAGGGCUAUGAUACACAAGAAUGGGUCUUGAAGCAUAGUGUGAGCUUUACGGGGCUGUUUAGAGAAAAGAGACGCACAGGCGACACAAAAGACUACAGUGUGGUUGCCAUGCAUCCAGAUGGAAAUGUGGUUUUCAUUGUUCAGGAUUGGAACCGAAAGAUGAUAUCAUAUCACAUGGACAAUAAGCUAGUGAGUGUUAUUGGGACAUUAAAAAAUGAUGCUUCAGAUAUGCAUGUUGUAACUUAUGUUCCCUGUUUCUCCGAGUCACCGGCACUCCCAAACAAGCACUGAAUGUGUUGCGUUCAUCUACACAGAAGAUAGCAACUUGGUUAGAUCUAGUAGAAUUGGGUGAUAUAUUAUGCCCAUGGUUGGAUGUAUCCUUCUCAUGCUUUUGGUCCAAGUAAUAGUGCAAGGCAGUUGAGACAUUCUUGUCAGGUAGUUUCAUGUAUGCUAGAUUAGUAAAUGAUGUUGCCCAAGUUGCAUAUAAUUUUGAAGUGUUAAUGCUUCAAAUGCUA
Messenger RNA from Triticum dicoccoides, 1655 nucleotides. Its product is annotated as putative F-box protein At3g16210. The transcript has 2 exons. Lineage: Eukaryota; Viridiplantae; Streptophyta; Magnoliopsida; Poales; Poaceae. Gene Ontology annotation, molecular function: protein binding. Bases 142 to 588 code for a protein of 148 amino acids. The record is from RefSeq and is a predicted model, not a curated record.